Molecule: messenger RNA, 2928 nt
Organism: Dunckerocampus dactyliophorus (ringed pipefish)
Lineage: Eukaryota; Metazoa; Chordata; Actinopteri; Syngnathiformes; Syngnathidae
Exons: 8
Coding region: 123-749 (208 amino acids)
Cellular component (GO): membrane
Source: RefSeq, a predicted model, not a curated record
AACACAGCAGUGCGCGGGAUGUCAACAAGGAGGCAGAGGGAGAGGAAGAGGAGGAGGAGAAGGAAGAGGAGGAGUCCCUGUAAGAAGAGGAAGGUUGCGGUGGUCCUGUUCUGGAAAAAAAGAUGUCGGUGGAGCUCCUCUCAGCGAGUCCUCCGAGUGGGAACAAUGGGUCUCUUCAGGCCACCAAAGUGGGAGGACGUAAACCUCUACAUCGCUUCAUGAAGGCUCAACCUCAGAGUGUUGGAGUUGUUGUGCUGGUUUUGGGAGUAUCUUUCUUCAUUACAUCCAUUAUUAUGGCACAAGAUCAUCCUGCUCACCAUUUAUGGAGACUCUCCCCACUGGGGUACAUAGUUGGAAUACAGUUCAUCGUAUGUGGCAUUCUGUAUAUUAUCACAGAGCACAACCCAACCAAGAAAACUGUGACAGCAUCCCUGGCGCUUGGCAUUGUGACCAUCGUGGCCGCUUUCUGGAUGAUAUUUAUUCUCCUUACCAACAUGGACCACCAUCACUAUCGAAGGGACUUUGAGGUCUUUGACCUUGACAACAUGACUGGCAUUGAGGAAGACACAUGGGGGUCUCAGGCUGAAGCCCUCGGAUUGACAACAGAAGCAGUCUUUGUGUUCUAUACUUUUGUCGGCACUAUUAUUUUAGUGGUGAUGUCAGUGCUGGCUGGAGCUGCUCUGCGUUCUACAAAGAGUCAGGCCACUGUGGUGGUGUCGACAACAACCACUGAAACACCUGCUCAAUAACAUCAUGGAGAGUCCAUCUUACACUGUGGAGGAAUUUUGGCCCACUCAUCUUUGCAGAAUUGUUGUAAUUCAGCCACAUUGAAGGGUUUUCCAGCAUGAAGCGCCUUUUUAAGGUCAUCCUACAACAUCUAAAUAGGAUUCAGGUCAGGACUUUGAUAAGGCCACUCCAAAGUCUUCAUUUUGUUUUUCUUCAGCCAUUCAGAGGUGGACUUGCUGGUGUUUUGGAUCAUUGUCCUACUGCAGAACCCUUUUUGGUUUCAGCUUGAGGUCACGAUCAGAUGGCCAGACAUUCUCCUUCAGGAUUUUUUGGUAGGCAGCAGAGUGCAUGGUUCCAUUUAUCACAGCAAGUCUUCCAGGUCCUGAAGCAGCAAAACAGCCCCAGACCAUCACACUACCGCCACCAUAUUUUACCGUUGGUAUGACUUUCUUUUUCUGAAGUACAGCAUUACUUUUACGCCAGAUGUAAUGGGACACACACCUUCCAAAAAGUUCAACUAUUGUCUUGUCAGACCGCAGGGUAUUUUCACAAAGGUGUUGGGGAUCAUCAAGAUGUUUUCUGGCAAAAUUGAGACGAGCCUUAAUGUUCUUUUUGUUCAGCAGUGGUUUUGGCCUUGGAACUCUGCCAUGUAGGCCGUUUUUGCCCAAUGUCUUUUUUAUGGUGGAAUCAUGAACACUGACCUUAAGGGGGUGUACACCCCACCUGUUUUGAGGCACCCACGAUUUUUUUUGCCACAAUAAAAGCUAAUAAAAUGGUAAACCAUCCUGGAUUCCAGUCACCCAGUCCCAGUGAAGGUACAUGUUCUGAAUUAUAGGCGCGUGGUGGACGCAUAUGCCAGAAUGCAACCGAGACGCAUGCUAUUCCUGAACCCACUGUCAGGCUGAUCAUUUACAUUGGACAUUGAACGUGUGCUGUACAUGGCUAUUCAGGUGGAGGUGCAAAAUAAAGGUUCUGGCAUCAUGACUAUAAGGAAAACUGUUGUCUAUUCUCAAUGAAAAUUAACCAGAAAAGCGAUCCCCAGUGACAUAAAAUUAUACUCAAAUCCUCAGAAUUUACAGCUGCUUCAAAUUGGAAAAUAUUUCAGGAAAUUGAGCUAAAAUGGGUUUCUCCUAGUACCGGUAAUUCUAUAAAUAGAAUGUUUUGGCUUAAACUAUAUAUUCCAAGGAUAAAAAUAACAACAAAGUCUUGAAAUUAAGGACAUAAAAUUGGCCUCAGAUAUCACCAGAUUGCAGGAAAUGAGGUCUAAUUUUAAAAAUUUUUCUGGGGGAAGGGCCCCCACACCCCCACACUCCAUUUCCAGCGCCACACCCCCCCUUUUCAAGAACGCUAGAUCCGCCCCGGGUCGCUGCGCUCUUAGGGUAAUUUUGGUUGGCCGGCCAGUCCUGGAAAGGUUCACCACUGUUCCAUGUAUUCGCUAUUUCUGGAUAAUGGCUCUCACUGUGGUUUGCUGGAGUCCCAAAGCUUUAUAAAUGGCUUUAGAACCUUUUCCAGACUGAUAGAUUUCAAUUACUUUAUUUCUAUACAGCAUACAUAGUAUAUAUUAUGUUUAUACGCCAAAGGGGGAGGCAAUCUCUUCUUCCACACAGGGCGUUUUUUUUGCUCUCUUAAUCAUGAAAAGUUUCAUUUAAAACCUGCAUUUUUGUUCCGUUGUCACUGACUAAUAUUUAAAUUUGUUUGAUGAUCUGAAACAUUUAAGUGUGACACACAAAAAAAAAAAAAAUUAUCAAAUGGCAAACACUUUUUCACACCCCUGUACAGUCAUGGAAAAAAUGAUUAGACCAGCCUUGUUUCUUCAGUUUAUUGAUCCAUUUUAAUGCCUGGUACAACUAAAGGUACAUCUGUUUGGACAAAUAUUAUAACAAAUAUAGCUCAUGAGAUUUUAAUUUAAGAGCUGAUAUCUAGCAACUUCCAUGGUUUUCUUGAUAACCUAAAUCACUUAAGUUCUUACAUGAAUAGCUAUAGCAUUGUACUGCCAAAAAAUGUAACCCUUGUGAGCUAUUUUUGCUGUCAUUGUUAUAUUUAUCCAAACAAAGGUACCUUUAGUUGUAUCAAGCAUUAAAAAGAACAGGAAACUGAAGAAACAAGGGUGGUCUCAUCAUUUUUUCCAUGACUUUAUACUGUAUGAGCCUGGCAAAAAAGCAAAACAAUUUCUGAAUAAAAAUUCUCUAUUUUUUUAUUUCC